Messenger RNA from Nomascus leucogenys (northern white-cheeked gibbon), 2726 nucleotides. It is a transcript of the gene LTK, whose product is annotated as leukocyte receptor tyrosine kinase. Gene Ontology annotation, biological process: regulation of cell population proliferation; multicellular organism development; positive regulation of kinase activity. The record is from RefSeq and is a predicted model, not a curated record. The coding region runs from base 300 to 2369 and encodes 689 amino acids. Gene Ontology annotation, cellular component: signaling receptor complex; membrane. The transcript is spliced from 16 exons. Lineage: Eukaryota; Metazoa; Chordata; Mammalia; Primates; Hylobatidae. Gene Ontology annotation, molecular function: ATP binding; transmembrane receptor protein tyrosine kinase activity.
UUCGUCUCAGCAAUCUUCUCCCUCGGUCUGGAGGAGUCGCUGUACAUCCUGGUGGGGCAGCAGGGAGAGGACGCCUGUCCCGGAGUGAGCGCAGCCAGUGGGGAUGGGGCGGCGCCGGCGCCGCGGGGCGAGGGCUGCCUGGGGGCCGGGGGAGCGUGCUUUCCUCGGUGCCGGGUCACCAGCAUAGCGAGGGGAGGCUCCCGGGCCCCGCCGAUUCCCGCCCCCGCUGCCCGCAGGGUAGCCCGGAGAGCCAGCUCGUCUGCCUCGGGGAGUCUCGAGCCGUUGAAGAGCACGCGGUGAUGGAUGGGAGCGAAGGGGUCCCGGGGUCGCGGCGCUGGGCGGGAGGUGGCGGGGGUGGCGGGGGCGCCACCUACGUUUUCCGGGUGCGCGCUGGCGAGCUGGAACCGUUGCUGGUGGCGGCCGGAGGCGGCGGUCGGGCCUACCUGAGGCCGCGGGACCGAGGCCGGACUCAGGCCGCCCCCGAGAAACUGGAGAACCGCUCGGAGGCGCCCGGGAGCGGCGGGAGAGGCGGGGCGGCAGGUGGUGGGGGCGGCUGGACGUCGCGGGCUCCCUCUCCGCAGGCCGGCCGCUCACUGCAGGAGGGGGCGGAGGGCGGCCAGGGCUGCUCCGAGGCUUGGGCGACCCUUGGCUGGGCCGCAGCCGGCGGCUUCGGGGGUGGCGGCGGGGCCUGCACUGCGGGCGGAGGCGGCGGCGGCUACAGGGGGGGCGAUGCUUCAGAGACUGACAACCUCUGGGCUGAUGGGGAAGAUGGAGUAUCCUUCAUACACCCCAGCAGCGAGCUCUACCUGCAGCCUCUGGCAGUCACCGAGAACCACGGAGAGGUAGAGAUCCGAAGGCACCUCAACUGCAGUCACUGCCCUUUGAGAGACUGCCAAUGGCAGGCAGAGCUCCAGUUGGCUGAAUGCCUGUGCCCAGAAGGCAUGGAGCUAGCUGUGGAUAACGUCACCUGCAUGGAGCUGCACAAGCCCCCAGGCCCUCUGGUUCUGAUGGUGGCUGUGGUGGCAACCUCAACAUUGAGCCUCCUUAUGGUGUGUGGGGUCCUGAUUCUGGGUACGAAGCGUCUAGCAGGCACAGUUGAUUCAAGGCUGCUCCUCUCCAUGAAGCAGAAGAAGUGGCAGGGCCUGCGGGAGAUGAGGCUGCUGAGCCCUGAGCUUGAGCUGAGCAAGCUUCGAACCUCUGCCAUCAGGACAGCCCCCAAUCCCUAUUAUUGCCAGGUGGGGCUUGGCCCGGCCCAGUCCUGGCCUCUGCCCCCAGGUGUCACCGAGGUUUCCCCAGCCAAUGUUACUCUGCUCAGAGCCCUGGGCCAUGGUGCCUUUGGGGAGGUGUAUGAGGGACUGGUAAUUGACCUUCCUGGGGACUCCAGUCCCCUGCAGGUGGCUAUCAAGACCCUGCCAGAACUCUGCUCUCCUCAGGAUGAGCUGGAUUUCCUCAUGGAGGCCCUCAUCAUCAGCAAGUUUAGCCAUCAGAACAUUGUGCGGUGUGUGGGGCUCAGCCUCAGGGCCACCCCUCGCCUCAUUCUGCUGGAACUGAUGUCUGGAGGGGACAUGAAGAGUUUCCUGAGGCACAGUCGGCCACACCUGGGACAGCCAUCACCUCUGGUCAUGCGGGACCUGCUGCAGCUGGCCCAGGACAUAGCCCAGGGCUGCCACUACCUAGAGGAAAAUCACUUCAUCCACAGGGAUAUUGCUGCCCGGAACUGUCUGCUGAGCUGCACUGGACCCAGCCGAGUGGCCAAGAUUGGGGACUUCGGGAUGGCACGAGAUAUCUACCGGGCCAGUUAUUACCGCAAGGGUGACCGGGCGUUGCUCCCAGUCAAGUGGAUGCCCCCAGAGGCCUUCCUGGAGGGCAUCUUCACAUCCAAGACAGAUUCCUGGUCUUUUGGGGUGCUGCUCUGGGAGAUCUUCUCACUGGGCUACAUGCCCUAUCCUGGGCGCACCAACCAGGAGGUGCUGGACUUCGUCGUUGGAGGGGGCCGGAUGGACCCUCCUAGGGGCUGCCCAGGGCCUGUGUACCGCAUCAUGACCCAGUGUUGGCAGCACAAGCCUGAGCUCCGCCCUAGCUUUGCCAGCAUCUUGGAGCGUCUGCAGUACUGCACUCAGGACCCCGAUGUGCUGAAUUCACUCCUGCCAAUGGAGCUGGGGCCCACCCCAGAGGAGGAAGGGGCUUCUGGGCUGGGGAACAGAUCUUUAGAGUACCUAAGACCCCCACAGCCCCAGGAACUGAGUCCAGAGAAGUUGAAAAGCUGGGGAGCUAGCCCUCUUGGCCCCUGGCUGUCCUCUGGCCUCAAGCCCCUCAAAUCCAGGGGCCUCCAACCUCAGAACCUUUGGAAUCCCACUUAUCGCUCCUGAGCCCUAAGGGCCCUGAGGGUAAGGACUGAGGCACUGAGGGUCCCUCCCUAUACUCCUCAGGCUCCUGGAUGGCCUGUUAUGCCAGCGGCCCCUGUUCCCUGCAGUCUGUGCUGUGUGUCUGGGCCUGUCUCGGGGCUGGCCUGGCAGCACUGCACUUGCCAUGCUGGAAACCAGCCCAGGCCUCCCAGGGAAGUGCCCAGCCACUUCCAGCUUUUGAUCUUUGGGGCCAGACAGAGGCCACCUUACACACACCCCAAGUGUCCAUGGGGAGCACUAGAUUGCUGUCCCAUUAUGAGCGUCCUUCAUCUGGGCAGAGCCCCACCCUGCAGAUGCUUCUAAUAAAAAGCUCUUCUCAUC